Messenger RNA from Hydatigera taeniaeformis, 798 nucleotides. NCBI's taxonomy places the organism in Eukaryota, Metazoa, Platyhelminthes, Cestoda, Cyclophyllidea, Taeniidae. The record is from the annotation of a GenBank genome assembly.
AUGUAUUGGCUGCAUUUUCAUCUCCAUUCCAGAAUGAAUGUUCCAACCUUCACGAUGAGUGGACAUCUCUUGCGCUGUAUUUCCUUUCUUUCUCCCAUGAGGAAGGUUCUGAUUCCCUUUGCCUUCCGAGUCCAGUACGUUUGCCCGUUCUCCACUAGUAAAUGCCUUGAAUACACUCAACAAAUGACAUCUCGUCUCACCGGAAAAAAGACUAAGUUGUGGGAUCUCUACAAUGAGGUUGUCUACCCUCCCCGAGAAAACACCAUUGGUACUACCGAUGGCGAAAUAGCUGUUGAACCUCGGCCUGCUGAAGUCACUUAUACUAAGGAGAAUAUAUUGUAUAGCCAAAAAAAGCUUUGGCUACUGGCUUUUAUGAUUCGCGGAUUGUCUGUUGACGAGGCUUUCCAGCAGUUGGGCUUCCGACCAGAAAAGGGAGCUAGAAUUCUUGAAAAAGCUCUUGAGGCUGCUAUCGAGAGGGCAGUUACGGAGCAUGAUGUCGAAUUUUGUACAAAUUUAUGGGUUGAAAAGGCAUUGGUACUCCGAGGCGAUAGCGUACCGCGAAUCCAUAAGGGUCUUCGAACUACGGUGUCGAAAUCGAACUAUCACUACUCACGACUGAUGCUGCGGUUGCGUGAGGGCGCUCCACCGGCACUUUACCAUCCCUACCUUAUUCGUUCGUCCUGGCAUCCUGCUCCCAACUGUCCUGCAGACGGUGCUCCGGGUUGGGGCUCUGCGCACGACAUUCUCGACAUCCAAAUACGCAAAAUUCGGCGCCGACGCAUUCCCGGUGAACUGUAG